CAUGAGAACUUCUUAUGAGCAAUUACCGCAAACAAUUUCUAAUUUGUGAUAAUAUUAAAAUGUCUGCAACAACUGUACACAAAUUUAUAACGUUCAUUGGAUUACUGUCAAUAUUACAUGCAGCAUAUUCUGCUGCCCAACAUCGUUCAUAUUUACGAAUAACAGAACAGGAAUUCACUACCUUACCAAUUGAUAUUUUGAUACAAGGUAUUGCUAGCUUGUUUAUGGUUAUGUACGGAGUAAUGUACAUAGCUGGUGAUUUUAAAGAAAUUCGAGCAGUGGUUGAUUUAGAAAAUAAAUCUUGGGAAACGUUACGAAAUCUUCCAUCGUUCCAAAUAUUCAAUCAUCGCGGAAGAUCUUUAAGGAGAUGUAAUACUUAUGAGAGUAAUGCGCUUUAAACACAUUUAACCAGGAUUGUAACUGAAAUCAGACAUUGUAUAUUAAUGUAUAAAAUU
This is a messenger RNA of Habropoda laboriosa, 455 nucleotides long. It is a transcript of the gene EMC5, whose product is annotated as membrane magnesium transporter 1. Lineage: Eukaryota; Metazoa; Arthropoda; Insecta; Hymenoptera; Apidae. The record is from RefSeq and is a predicted model, not a curated record. The coding region runs from base 15 to 398 and encodes 127 amino acids. The transcript has 3 exons. Gene Ontology annotation, cellular component: Golgi apparatus; EMC complex; early endosome.